UUUUUUAUUCUUUCCUUAAUAAUUUUUAAAUAAUUAUAUGUAUAAAAUUUAGAUAAUAUAAAAAUAAUAUUGUUUAUUUCAGUUUAUCUACCAGUAUGGCAACCAAAAAACUUGUUUAUCCUGCAGCUGAUCGUAACAAGAAUCCAAUACUUUUAGUUCUUCAAAAAUAUAUUCAACAUAGUCCAGAUCAAGUCUUUUUAGAGAUAUCAUCUGGUAGUGGACAACAUAUAGCCCAUUUUGCUUCUCAUUUUCCUGAAAUAACUUUUUAUCCUUCAGAAUAUGAUCUAAAACUAAUAGAAAGUAUAACAGCUUAUGCAAAUGGAUUUUCAAAUAUAAAGCAACCUUUACAUAUAGAUAUUAAGACAGAUUUUCAUAUUUGGGAGAAUAAUAUGUUUAAAGAAGCCAGCAUUGAUUAUAUAUAUAAUGCAAAUUUGAUACACAUUUCACCUUAUGAAUGUUCUAUUGGUUUAUUUAGUAAUGCGGGUAAAUUAUUAAAAAAAAAUGGUAUUUUAUUUACAUAUGGACCUUAUGCUAUAGAUGGAAAAAUAACGCCAGAAAGUAAUAUUAAUUUUGAUAAAAGUUUAAGACUUCAAGAUCCAAGGUGGGGUCUCAGAGAUAUUAAUGAUUUAAAGGAAUUAGCAGAAAAAAAUGGAUUGAAGUUAAUAAAUAUUUAUGAUAUGCCUGCAAACAAUAAAACUAUUAUAUGGAAAAAAUAUUAAAUAUAUUAA
Molecule: messenger RNA, 728 nt
Organism: Apis laboriosa (Himalayan honeybee)
Lineage: Eukaryota; Metazoa; Arthropoda; Insecta; Hymenoptera; Apidae
Product: methyltransferase-like 26
Exons: 1
Coding region: 96-719 (207 amino acids)
Source: RefSeq, a predicted model, not a curated record